GAACACCACAAAGUGUCGAAUGUUCAAAGUGUCGAAAAGUUCGUGUGGGAUCGAGUGCGGUCGAACAACGGACCCACCAACAGCUGAGACGUGACGUACAGAGAAAAUUAUACGUGAUAGAUAAAUAAAUAUAAUGUUUAGAAGAAUUCCGUUAAUUUUACGUCGUAAAUUCAUCGAGUUGACAGAUUAAAAUGCAGAACAGGAACAAAACCUCUUUCACGACGACUUUAUGUAUUAUACACGCAACAGGUGUAACGGAACGAGAUAAUCCAAGCCAGCAUGCAUGGCUUCAGCAUACGCCUCUCCAAAUACCGGAAAAAGAUCCUGUUGUUACUAUUAUUUUCGACGUUGACUGUGGUAUUGUUAAAAAUGAACACUCCGUGGCCAAACUUCGUUAUCAGAAUGUACUACUGGGUCAAUCCACGGAAAGACGUGGUGUGUCACACUAUAAGACUCGAGGACAGUCUUCCCGACGUGUCUGACGCACAUCCCAGGAAAGACCGAUCAAUCUUUUUCCACGAAACUUCGUGUAACUCUUUCUUAGAAGGGAAGAUAGUGAUCAAUCCCAGGCAGGCAUGCGCGGUGGAAAGCGCCGCCCGCCUCAACCCCAACAUGGAUGUCUACUUGCUCUACGCUGCCCCUGGCAAUGUCAAAAACCAGACGCGCCAGUCUGACCGCAUAUUAAAACUGCUACAGGCUUAUCCCAACGUAAAAAUCCUGCAUGUCGACUUAGGGCAAUACAUGACCGGCACUCCGGUGGAAAAUCUGUGGACCACCAGGCAGAUGCAACACUCCCAGUACGCUCAAUCUCACACCAGCGAUGUUCUUAGGUACCUGACUUUGUGGAAAUACGGCGGCAUUUACCUGGACCUCGACGUCGUAGUGAUCAAAAGUUUAGAGGAUCUGGAAGCGAAUUAUGCUGGGGUCGAGUCCGACGAAGCCGUGGCGGCCGGAAUUUUAAGCUUCGACUCCUCCAAAGAGGGUCAGACCUUUGCUAAUUUAAGCCUGCUCGACUUGGCCGAGAAUUUCAGAGGGUACGACUGGGGUUACAAUGGACCGGGAACUAUAACCAGAUUGGUUAAGAAGCUUUGUAAUGUAUCCAGCGUGAAGGACAUGGUGGGUAAAAAGUGCCAGGGGUUCAAACUCUACCCCGCUUCCAAGUUCUAUUCGAUACCGUGGUGGAAAUGGGAGUGGUUCUUCAACGAGACGUAUCUCAAUGAGGUGAUAGCCCAUACCAAAGACAGCUUUAUCAUUCACGUGUGGAACAAAUUCAGCGCGGAUCUCAAAAUACCUUUGUCGUGCGGUGACGUGCCCUACCUUUAUUUUGCCAAAAAGUACUGUCCCCUGGUGGUCGAACAGUGUGAUUAUUAUUUUUAAGGGGGUGGUAAGCGAUGCAUAUUUUAAGGGGCCAAUUUUUUUUUGCCUUUUAAUGAGAGAAAAUCAAAUGACCGAAAACACGUUUAUGGUGGGUUAACUAUGUUUAUACAUCCUAAAUAUCCACAACCACAUGUUACUAUUCCCAAAGAAGUGAUACAAAUAUGCGAAGCUGUUUUUAUGUGUAGAAUGAUUUUUUCAGUUGGAUGAUUGUAAGUUGUAUCCAUCAAAUACAUUUUCGUCAAUAUAUUUUACAAAUAUCUUUUGUUUUUCGCAAUAAAACGAUAUUUUGUUUUUCAGUUCCACAAACCUCUAUUAUUCGUCGCUCUUAACACUAUAGCUACGUCAUCAACACUGG
Molecule: messenger RNA, 1732 nt
Organism: Cylas formicarius (sweet potato weevil)
Lineage: Eukaryota; Metazoa; Arthropoda; Insecta; Coleoptera; Brentidae
Product: lactosylceramide 4-alpha-galactosyltransferase-like
Exons: 5
Coding region: 280-1377 (365 amino acids)
Biological process (GO): glycosphingolipid biosynthetic process
Molecular function (GO): hexosyltransferase activity
Source: RefSeq, a predicted model, not a curated record